Panicum hallii is the source of this 2158-nucleotide messenger RNA. RefSeq names its product amino acid transporter AVT1A-like. The transcript has 12 exons. The record is from RefSeq and is a predicted model, not a curated record. Lineage: Eukaryota; Viridiplantae; Streptophyta; Magnoliopsida; Poales; Poaceae. Gene Ontology annotation, cellular component: plasma membrane. The coding region runs from base 264 to 1922 and encodes 552 amino acids.
UCCCGAGCUCCGAGAGCCCGAGCACCCCGCGCGCCCCUCUGGCCGCCGCCUUGUCGCGACGCGCGAUCCCAUCCCUUGCCUUCCAAUCCUGUCGCGGCCAUUAAAAGCCUCCCGCGCCCCCUCCUCCUCCGCUCGUCUGGAACCGUCCUCGCACCUCUCCGCCUCCGCUACGCAAUCCCAACCCGGCCACGAUUUCCAGUUGUGAGCAGGCGUGCGGGCUAGGAGUGCGAGCAACUCGCGAGAGAGGCGGGCGGCGGGCGAAGAUGGCGCCGGAGAAGGAGAAGCCACGGAAGGAGCAGGAGGAGGAGGAGGAUGAGCUGGUGCUGGAGGACGGCGGCAUCGAGGAGAGCCCGCGCCGCAGCUUUGAGGACGGCGACGACUACGAGGAGGGCGGCGACGGCGGGGAGGACGACGACGAGGAGGAGGAGGAGCGGGACGGCGACGGGGUCGGUUCGCCGCGCUCCUUCCAGUCCCGCCAGUGGCCGCAGAGCUACAGGGAAACAACUGACACCUACACAAUUGCUGCAUCCCCGAGCUUCGGUUACUUGGGGCCAUCUACAAGCAAAUACUCUCUCCUUGAUCUUGGUCGUAGUGGUCUGGGCUCUGAUCUGAAGCUGCCUUUAGUAUCCGACAAGGCUGAUGGAAAGCAAGAUUCUGUCAAGAACUUGCCGACGAAAACACUUGGUUCAAUAAGAGAUGAGAGGGUCUCAUUUCAUUUGCAACACACUGGAGAACUCUACAUUAGUCAAGGGUGCAAUGUGACACAAACAGUCUUCAAUGGGAUUAAUGUACUUGCUGGUGUUGGCCUUCUUUCCACUCCAUUUACAAUUCAUGAAGCUGGAUGGACAGGCCUCGCAGUUCUAGUAUGUUUUGCAACUGUUUGCUGUUAUACUGGAAUUCUUCUGAAACAUUGUUUUGAGAGCAAAGAUGGUAUUUCAAGUUAUCCAGACAUCGGAGAGGCUGCAUUUGGAAGAAUUGGCCGCUUGUUCAUAUCUAUUAUUUUGUAUACUGAGCUAUAUUCAUAUUGUGUGGAAUUCAUUAUUCUGGAGGGUGAUAACCUCACAUCAAUUUUUCCUAAAGCUAGUUUUGAUUGGCUUGGGAUUCAUGUUGAUGGGAAGCAUUUUUUCGGAGUGUUAACUGCUAUUUUGGUCUUGCCAACAGUAUGGCUAAAAGAUCUUCGAGUGCUCUCGUACCUUUCAGCGGGUGGUGUGAUUGCAACUCUUCUGGUAUUCGUGUCUGUUGGUUUAGUUGGUGCUACUGAUGGUAUAGGAUUCCAUUCAACUGGAAAGGUAGUAAACUGGACUGGCAUGCCCUUUGCCAUUGGUGUUUAUGGAUUUUGCUACUCUGGGCAUUCAGUAUUUCCAAAUAUCUACCAAUCGAUGUCUGAUCGCUCUAAGUUCCCUAAGGCACUGUUUAUAUGUUUUGCAAUUUGCACAGCAAUAUAUGGCUCUUUCGCUGUCAUUGGCUUUCUCAUGUUUGGGGAGAAUACUUUGUCACAAAUCACUUUAAAUCUUCCAAAGCAUUCGGUUGCCUCAAAAGUUGCACUAUGGACCACGGUGAUCAACCCUUUCACCAAAUAUGCCUUGUUGUUAAACCCAAUAGCUCGAGGUUUAGAAGAGUUGCGUCCUGAAGGUUUUAUGAAUGAAACAUCUUGCGCUAUUAUACUGAGGACUGCCCUUGUUGCAUCAACUGUAUGCAUUGCCUUUGUUCUGCCGUUUUUUGGUCUUGUGAUGGCGCUCAUUGGAUCGCUACUCAGUAUACUUGUGGCAGUUAUAAUGCCAGCCAUAUGCUUCCUGAAGAUUGUACAGAAUAAAGCGACUCGUUCACAGGUAAUCGCAAGCAUUGGCAUCAUAAUAUUGGGCAUCAUCAGUGCUGCCCUCGGGACGUACUCCUCCGUAAAAAGGAUUGCAGAAAACUACUAAGCUCUAAUACUUCUAGCACAGUCUUCAGCAGCGGCAACCCAAUACCAACACGUGCAGAUUAUUGCCCGACUCUGCUUAUGGGACUCGAAAUGGUUAGAUACGUUGCUCACGAUCAAAAUUUUUGCUAGAAUUUCUGAGCUUUCUGUAGAUUAUUAUCCGGAUCACAAUACAUAUAUAUUCUACUAAAGACUGCAUCGCCGCUUGCAAUAAUGUAAUCAUGUGCCUUUUAGCUGCUG